AUGAGGGCGAUCACGGUCAACAUAGUGAUAGACAGUGCUGGAUCUAGGGCGAGGGCUGGAGGACCAUGGCCCACCUUGAGAGUAUCUAAUUUGAAAUUAUUGGGUCCUUCUUUCUUGGAACGUGUGUCUGCUGCUGUAGUCGCUCGUCAUCUCAUCUGCAUCUAUAAAUAUAAUAAGCAACUCCAUCCGAAAGCUGUAGAUGCAUUUGAUUCAGCUGAUUCAAAUUUAACACUUAAGAUACACUUUUCACAUUUUGAUGGACUGCUUCAACCGAGAAACAACGAAAAUAAAGACAAGCGAACUCACGGCUACACAAUAAAUAAUAAGGAAAGAUCAUGUGAUUAUAAGAGAAUUCUUGGGAAAGGAGCCGAUAAAUCAAUAAAGUGCAGCGCUUUUGGUUCUGGUCGUGACAUCAACAAUCGUUAA
Messenger RNA from Helobdella robusta, 426 nucleotides. RefSeq lists its product as hypothetical. The record is from RefSeq and is a predicted model, not a curated record. NCBI's taxonomy places the organism in Eukaryota, Metazoa, Annelida, Clitellata, Rhynchobdellida, Glossiphoniidae. Bases 1 to 426 code for a protein of 141 amino acids. The transcript is spliced from 4 exons.